AUGAGAAGAUAUCAGCAACAUACACACGCAAGCUGGCACCGCGCCUACGCAGACAAAUUCGAUUGCCCUUGGUGCCAAACCCCUCACCGGGCAGAAACGCCUCAGUACCAGAACCACAACACCCGCAAGCAGUCCACAAAGGGCUCAGACAAUGGCAGAACAAGCAGAGCCAAUGCUACAUCGACACCAAUCGGACGUCGGAUAGCUCACGAGAGCUCCGACAUUGCUGUCGAAGACCAAUCCGCCGAUACCCCGCUCGAGCCCCAGACGCCAGAUCCAGCUCCGGACGCGAACGAGGAAGAGACCCCGGGGCCGGAAUCCGAUUCAAAUUACGCGCGAUACAAUAUGGGACGAACUGCGAGGCCUGAGGGCUUGAAUACCGCGUUCGCGCCAGAUACACUGCGCCCGCCGCUUCCCGAGGAGUGGACGAAGGAUGUCGAGGAGCAGGAACACGGUGCUCCGGAAUGGAGCCCACCAGCUGUGGAAGAUUGGCGCUCUGGGCUAGAUACGCCUCGGGAGUUUCGAAUUCCCGGUGACGAAAAAAUUGGCUCUCCAGAGUUGAAUGUGAGGGAGUUAGAGGAGUCUUGA
Messenger RNA from Penicillium hordei, 588 nucleotides. RefSeq lists its product as uncharacterized. The record is from RefSeq and is a predicted model, not a curated record. Bases 1 to 588 code for a protein of 195 amino acids. Lineage: Eukaryota; Fungi; Ascomycota; Eurotiomycetes; Eurotiales; Aspergillaceae. The transcript is spliced from 2 exons.